UAAAAAAUUAUUAUUUUGAACGUGAACUUCUGCAAACCAUCAUGCAUCAAAUUAGUUUUUGACGUAUUAAUGAGACAGGUAACUGCAACAAACAAAAUGGUGACAUAAAUUAAUAGGGGUGUCAAGCUGGAGACACUGCAUAAACAUUGCCACCACCGAGUAACCAUUAUAACAAUAGCUGAAGAUCAAGACUUCCCUUGCCUUCCAUAUGUCAUGUUGCAGGCAGACAAUUUCAUAGACUAAAAGAUAAUUAUUCUUCCUUUACAAUGCAUGCAUAAUGCAUAUUGUUUAGUAUAAAGUAUUAUAUUGUAAAGAUGCCAUUUUGUAAGAAUCAUGCUAUUCCCAAGUAAAAUAUUCAGGGAUGAGUUGGAAGCUUGGUGCAUGGGGAGCAUUGCCAGAUAAUGGAGAGGUAGAUAAGAUCCAAAUCAAGAUUAUAUAAUUGCACACAUAUUACAUAUUAGGUGACAUUUGGGGAACACAAAUAUUCUUUUUGUCUCCCUUAAUUGGUUAAUUUGUUUGCUAUAUAUGAAGCGGAAAACCCAACCACUAAAACUCAAGUUUUGAAACAAACACUUGUAAAUCAUCUUCUAACUUUCAGUUCUCUAAGAAGAAGAAAAUGGCAGUCAUUGAAACAAAUACAAAGAUCUCUCUGCAUCUUCGCAGCAACAGUUUGCCCUCCACAUCUCACCCUCUUGUAUCACAAUUUGAGGACAAUUUGCAAAGACUGCAGAGUUCUGAAGGGACCUCUUCAGUGUCGUCAUCUUCGGUAUGCAACAAACUCAAUGGCAUGCAGGAUUUGCAUGACUGUGUUGAUAGGUUGCUUAAAUUGCCAAUUGAACAACAAGCCUUGGCAUUAGAGUGCAAUGAAAAAUAUAUUGAUGACCUACUAGAGAGGUCUCUUCAAAUCUUGGAUAUUUGUAGUACAGCUAAAGAUUGCCUUUUGCUAUCAAAGGAAAGCAUACAUGAACUACAGUCAGUUAUCAGAAGGAGAGGCAAUGAAACUGAAUUCACAAUUGAGGGUGUAAAAUACUUGGCUUUGAGGAAGAACAUGAAGAAACAAAUCCGAAAAGCAUUGGUAAAUUUGAAAGCAAUGAAGAAUGAGUUAGUGGCUUCUUCAUCAAAAAACAAAGAAAAUAACUCUUCACCAAUUUUUGAAUUUUUGAAAGAAGCAGAAGCAAUCACCCUUUGCUCACUAGAACAUUUGUUACUAUUUAUCUAUGAUCCAAAAGGACACUCAAAGAACAGCAGAUGGUCAGCAAUAUCCAAGUUGAUGCAGCCUAAGAGAACAGUUUGUGAUUCUCAAGAAUCAGACACAAAUGAAUUUGAGAAGGUGGAUGCCACUUUGCAAUCUCUCAUCAGCCACAAGCCCUCAUCUACUGAAAAUUUACAAAGUGAUAUGGAAAAUUUGGAGAUGUGCAUUCAGGAUCUAGAAAUAGGAGUUGAGCACAUCUCAAGAAAAUUAAUUAGAAAUAGAGUUUCUCUUCUUAACAUCUUCAACCACUAAUCAUGGUGUCUACAUAGCUUUUGUGCACUCAAUUUUCCCUCAAGAGUGUUACAUAACUGUACAUGAAUGUAAUUACAUCAUCUUUUUUAUACUGAAUAUUAUUAUCUAGGGAUCAAAUCCUUAUUAGUUCCA
Messenger RNA from Cicer arietinum (chickpea), 1636 nucleotides. RefSeq lists its product as uncharacterized. Gene Ontology annotation, biological process: root development; shoot system development. NCBI's taxonomy places the organism in Eukaryota, Viridiplantae, Streptophyta, Magnoliopsida, Fabales, Fabaceae. The record is from RefSeq and is a predicted model, not a curated record.